Messenger RNA from Syngnathus typhle (broad-nosed pipefish), 1364 nucleotides. RefSeq names its product zinc finger and SCAN domain-containing protein 2-like. Gene Ontology annotation, biological process: regulation of transcription by RNA polymerase II. The record is from RefSeq and is a predicted model, not a curated record. Gene Ontology annotation, molecular function: RNA polymerase II cis-regulatory region sequence-specific DNA binding; DNA-binding transcription factor activity. Lineage: Eukaryota; Metazoa; Chordata; Actinopteri; Syngnathiformes; Syngnathidae. The transcript is spliced from 3 exons. The coding region runs from base 83 to 1129 and encodes 348 amino acids.
UCAAAGAAGAACCUAUCGGAAGUGUGCCUCACCUCAAAACGGAACGACAAUAAACGGAGCUCAGUCAAAGAAAAGCAUCAAAAUGUUGAAAGAUUUGGUGAGGGAGCGACUAAUUGCGGCCGCUGACGAAAUAUUCAUGCUAUUCGAAAAAUCGUACGAGGAAGAACUUUGCCGAAAGAGAGAAGAGAAUGAGCGACAACGACGAGAACUGGAGGCUGUUCGCAAGGCACACGUAGUGGUGCUACCCGACGCAGACAUCCAGCUACUGAUCAGUCACCAAGGACAAGAAUUUUCCCCUCGGCUACAGGGGGGCACCAGCAGUUUGGAGCAUCCGCAGCCCCUCCACGUUAGAGAACAGGAGGCAGAUGUCCCCAUGAAAAGCGAAGAGGAGCCGACUGAGUCGCAACGUAUGAUGGCAGAGACCAAAGGAGACCGCCUGUUCGCUCCGUUGUCCGACAGUGACGACAUUGGUGAACUUUUAAGGAGCGGUACCGACUCUGAAGAAGAAUAUGCGGGGAGCUCCCGAUUGGAGCAUCCCCAGCCUUCCCACGUUAAAGAGGAAGAGGAGGAUUCCAGCAGCAGCAACUUGCUGCUAAGCUCCCCCCUGGUGAAGUGCGAAGAUGAUGACAAUUCGCCCGACCGGCUACCGCUCGAUCAUGGCGCUCCGACAGCACGCGUGCAGUCGCACGCCGGCACCCGCACCAGGAAGAAACGGUUAAGCUGCUCGGUUUGCGGUCACAGAUUCUUUCGAAAGAUUCACCUGGCGGCACACAUGAGGGAACACGGUGGAGACAACGCUGCGAGCUGCUGCGUCUGCGGUCAAAGGUUUAGUUCAAAUGUUGCUUUGAUUGCGCAUGCGGCGACACACACCGUUGAUGGACCUUUGGUUUGCCCCAUUUGUGCGAAAAGAUUUUCCCGCAAGACAAAUUUAAGCCAUCACAUCCACUCGCACAGACAGGACUCCUUGCGUUGUUCCUUUUGCGAUAAGCCCUUCACUCAAGAGGGCACCAUGGCGACACACAUGCGGAUACACACGACAGGAAAAGACUUUCCAUGCCCGCUUUGCGGCCGGAGGUUUUGUGUCGAGGCUAACAUGGUGUGGCACAUGAAAACGCACAAGGCCUUCUAAUGGUCCCGUUUAAGGUCAAAAGAGCUCGAGAACAAAAUGAUGCAAUGGUGAGUAAACGUCGUCCUGCCCAUUUAGGCUAUGAUCCAGCAAUUGGACAAACAUUUGAGUUUUAACCCUGUAGGAUUGUUUAAAUCAUAGGAAAAAUGAAAAUAUUCAAAAGAAGUUCAGCUUUAUUUAUGGUUUGCUUUGUUUGUCUUCCAACAGCCAUCAAAUAUUAAAACAUAUUUUUGAACCA